GAUAAAGGUACCAUUUUUUUUUUCUCUUUUUAAUUUCUUCUGCAUUUAUUAUUUUUUGAUAACAAUUUUCCUCUGUAGUUUAUUUACUGGUUAUAUAUACAUUUUUGUGAUUUUUCUGUUCAAUUUUCAUUUCAUAAUUUUAUACAAGUAUAUUUUUUGUUGAGUUAUUUAGAGUAUUGUAGUGGAGAGCUCGCUCCACUUGUUAGCGCGCUCGUGCAAGGCAAGUGCGACCCGCUCCAAAAGCGCGACAAAAUCGCGCUGAGUUUCUGGAAAAUCUAUCAGAUUUUGGAGGCGCACCCGCGCCUCCGGAUGGCGCGACCCGCGCCUAGGGCGCGACAAAAUCGCGUCAGGUUUCUGGAAAAUUGGAUUUUUGGAAGAACAAGGAGCGCCCGCGCGAGCAAGUGGCGCGCCAGCGCGCAGGGGGUGGUGCGCCCGUGCCUCCUCGCUCGUCUUCGGUUUUGUGGUUAUUCCCUUUAUAUCGUAUCGAUGCUUUGUUUUUGGAUACACAAAAAAACUCCUUCCUCUCUGAAAUUCUUCCCUCUUUACAUUAUUAUGGAAGAACUUUGCAAACUCUUCUUUAAUCCUCUAUCAUUAAAGUUUAUUGAUUGAGAAUUUAAUUAUCUUAUUACACAUCUUUGUGCUUAGAGUGUGGUGUUGUCUAUUGUAUCUUAAAGUGAGUUUCCGGUUUCAACCCAAGCACCGAGGUGGGGGAAAUUAUCACUUUAGGAAAGUGUAUACACGCCUUAGACAAGUAUCCGGUAUAGAAGACUCACGCGGUCAUUGGUUUUCUCAUGUUCUUAGGUGGUUUUCGGCUUGGAGUGAGGCAAGUAAAGAAUCUUUCAUAUUAGUAUUAUUUUGUUGUAAUUUUUGUUUUACAUUGUUAAUUCAGUGCUUGGUUUGUAAUACUACGUUAAGUAUUUGGUGUUGUAAAUUUCGUUGGAAUUUAUACACAUUCUAGGGUUUGUCCACCAUAGUUAAGUGAUUCUUGUUGUGUAGAAUUGCAUUGUAAACCCUAACAAUUUAAAGUGAUAUUUGAACAACAUGUCUAGUGUGAAAGAACUUACCACAAACUUUGUCAAACUCAAGAAGUUUGACGGUGUGGAAUUUCGACGAUGGAAGAAGAUGUAUUUUCUUCUUACAUCGUUGAAGGUUGCCUAUGUUAUUAGCACUCCUAGACCAGUAGAACAUUAAAAUGAAACAAUAAAGGAUGUGCGUGAGAUAUCUAAGUGGGAUAAUGAUGACUUUAUAUGUCGGGGAUAUAUUCUCAAUGGGAUGGAGGAUAAUUUGUUUGAUGUGUAUCAACAUGUUGAGUCGGUUAAAGAGCUAUGGGAAUCGUUAGAAAGCAAGUAUAUGGCGGAGGAUGCUUCUAGCAAGAAAUUCCUUGUAAGUAACUUUAAUGAUUUCAAAUUUGUUGAUGGUAGAUCAAUUAUGGACCAAUUUCAUGAGAUACAACGUAUUUAUAGUAACUUGAAACAAUAUGGAAUCAAUGUUGAUGAAUUGUUUGUUGUUUCGAGUAUUAUUGAUAAGCUGCCCAAUAGUUGGAAGGAUGUAAAACAUGACUUGAAACAUAAAAAGGAGGACAUAUCUUUGUCCAAUUUGGCUACCCAUCUUCAAAUUGAAGAAGGGAUAAGGGCCAUGGAGAAAGCUAAGGAUGGAAAUCCUAGCUCUUCCACCAUCAAUGUGAUGGAGGAAGGCAAAACUAGUGCUUCAACUAGUGGUAAGAGGAAGAUGUUUAAUUCCUCUAGGGCAAGUCCAAGAAACAAAAGAACAACAACAAGUAUGCUUGUUGGGAAUGCGGUAAGACCGGACACCGCAAGAAGGACUGCUACAUUUUCAAGAAGAAAAUGGAGAAAUCCAAGGAUGGUCAAGCUUCUAAGAGCAAGGACCAACCCACCAAAGGAUGAUGACUCAUGGUGGAUGGAUUCGGGGGCUUCAAGGCAUGUAUGCAAGGUGAAGCAUUGGUUCAAAACCUUUCACAAGGUUGGUGAUGGAGAAGAGCUCUUUAUGAGAAACAACUCUACCAUCAUGGUCCAAGGAAGAGGACAAGUUGAUCUGAUGUUUAGUUCGGGCAAUAGUAUCAUCCUUAGGGAUGUAUUGUAUGCUCCUAGUAUUUCUAGAAAUCUUGUAUCAGGCCCAACCCUGAAUAGACUUAGAUAUUAACUAGUUUUUGAAGCAGAUACAUGUAUUAUUACUAAGGGUAGCACUUUUAUCGGACGUUGUUAUUUGUCUCAUGGUUUGUUUAAACUCUCAUUAAGAGAGAAGUCUGUAAUGUUGGAUGAUGUUGUUUUAAUGUUGGUAAUGACAAUAUUAUGAAUUUGUUUU
Chenopodium quinoa (quinoa) is the source of this 2322-nucleotide messenger RNA. RefSeq lists its product as uncharacterized. The coding region runs from base 1273 to 2160 and encodes 295 amino acids. NCBI's taxonomy places the organism in Eukaryota, Viridiplantae, Streptophyta, Magnoliopsida, Caryophyllales, Amaranthaceae. The transcript is spliced from 2 exons. The record is from RefSeq and is a predicted model, not a curated record.